AUGGUGACUAUUCCGAUAACCUGCCAGACUUCCUGUAAGAAGUGUGGCACACACCAACCCCACAAAGUGACACAGUACAAGAAGGGCAGGAAUUGUCUGUGUGCCCAGGGAAAGCAGCACCAUGGCGGGAAGCAGAGGGGCUGUGGUGGGCAGACUAAGCCAAUUUUCCAGAAAGAAGCUCAAACUCUCGAAGAGAUGGUGCUGAGGCCUGAAAGCACUAAGCCCAGCUGCACAUCUAUGAGAACUCUAGCUAUUCAGAGGCACAAGCAUUGUGAACUGUGA
Messenger RNA from Rhinolophus ferrumequinum (greater horseshoe bat), 282 nucleotides. RefSeq names its product 60S ribosomal protein L36a-like. Bases 1 to 282 code for a protein of 93 amino acids. Gene Ontology annotation, molecular function: structural constituent of ribosome. Gene Ontology annotation, biological process: translation. The record is from RefSeq and is a predicted model, not a curated record. NCBI's taxonomy places the organism in Eukaryota, Metazoa, Chordata, Mammalia, Chiroptera, Rhinolophidae. Gene Ontology annotation, cellular component: cytosolic large ribosomal subunit; ribosome. The transcript is spliced from 2 exons.